Cokeromyces recurvatus is the source of this 1126-nucleotide messenger RNA. RefSeq names its product SWIB/MDM2 domain-containing protein. Gene Ontology annotation, biological process: transcription initiation at RNA polymerase I promoter; nucleolar large rRNA transcription by RNA polymerase I. Gene Ontology annotation, cellular component: nucleus; RNA polymerase I upstream activating factor complex. The coding region runs from base 472 to 1113 and encodes 213 amino acids. The transcript has 2 exons. Gene Ontology annotation, molecular function: RNA polymerase I cis-regulatory region sequence-specific DNA binding. Lineage: Eukaryota; Fungi; Mucoromycota; Mucoromycetes; Mucorales; Mucoraceae. The record is from RefSeq and is a predicted model, not a curated record.
CUCUUUUCCUCUUUUCUUCUUCUUUUCUUAUAAAAACAAAAAAAAACCCUGAUAGCAAAAGAGUUUAUUCUUGUGUGUGUGUGAUUAAAAAAGUAACUUGCGAUAUAGAAAAAAUACUAAUUUUAUUCAAAAAAAAAAGAAAAGAAAACAUAAAGAAAAAUGGACAGAAAUCCUGUUUUGCAACAAGGCAUGUAUAAGAUUAAAAGGGAGAUACGGAUAUGUGUGCGUGUAUGAUAUAUAUAUUAAUAUAUAUUAUUUUAUGCAGCUUUGCAUACAUUUAACAACAACACUAACACGAACACGAAUACGAACAACAAUAAUCCUACUAAUAAAUUGACAACAGUAGAUCAUUCAGGCUUUCUAGAUGGACUUGAGUUUAGUCAUCUUUAUCAACAACCCUCUCAAGCUAGUCAUGCAUUAUUAAAUCAACAAAAUCUAUAUAAUAAUGGAUAUUAUCAACCCACCAAUUACAUGUAUUCUCCCCAAAGAUAUAAUAGUAAUCAAAGUAGUCCAGAUUCGCCUCAAUCCACUCCUGUUUAUAUACCAUCUACGUCAUCGAAUUCUAUGAUGCAUUAUUAUUCUCAACAACAGCAUUUACAACAAUUACAACAACCCCACAAUCAUUUAUUACAGACGAUAAAGACAGAGCAUAUACAGACAGGAGGUAGUAGUAUUCAAAAAAAGAAACAAACAAAGACGAAAAGGAAAAGACAGGCAAAGAUAAUCGAUCCUAAUGCACCACCCAAGCCAAAAAGAAAGACAGGAUUGAAUAAACCCUUAAUCCUUAGUCCUCCUCUUUCCAAGCUUAUGGAUGGAGAAAGAGAACUUUCAAGACCUGAAUUAGUUCAAAGACUGUGGAAGUACAUUAAAUCAAAUAAUCUUCAGGAUCCUUCUGAUAGAAGAUUUAUUCUUUGUGAUGAAAAGCUUAAAAAAAUAUUUGAUCAGGAUCGAAUUAAUAGCUUUGGCAUGAAUAAAGAUUUAUCUGCUCAUUUAACAAAGAAAGAAGACGUUACUGUUAUAAAGCAAGAAGAAGCAGAAGAAGCAGCAGCAGCAGCAGCAGCGGUAGCAGUCAUGAUUCAUCCAAAAGAAGAUGACUUUUUAUUAAAUUUAUAAAACCUCCCUAACA